Messenger RNA from Micropterus salmoides (largemouth bass), 1191 nucleotides. RefSeq names its product 5,10-methenyltetrahydrofolate synthetase (5-formyltetrahydrofolate cyclo-ligase) (gene mthfs). The transcript has 3 exons. Gene Ontology annotation, cellular component: mitochondrion. NCBI's taxonomy places the organism in Eukaryota, Metazoa, Chordata, Actinopteri, Centrarchiformes, Centrarchidae. Bases 230 to 832 code for a protein of 200 amino acids. Gene Ontology annotation, biological process: tetrahydrofolate interconversion; folic acid-containing compound biosynthetic process. Gene Ontology annotation, molecular function: 5-formyltetrahydrofolate cyclo-ligase activity. The record is from RefSeq and is a predicted model, not a curated record.
GUAUCGAUGUCAACACCUUUCAUGUGCUGACAUAACUUACGUGUUAAUGUUUAGCUCCUGGAAAGUUGCAUGAUGACAUAAAAACCCUCAAAACGCUAUAACAUUAGAGUCGAAAUCGCUUCUUCCACAGUAAGUUAGCCUACGGACAACCAGCACAACACACGCCACAGAGCUCGGUAACUUAAAUCAGAUGACAACGUUAGCUUGAUUCAAAGUUUUUAAAGGCAGAAUGGCAGCCUUGCGUACAGCAAAGACAGCUUUGAGGAAAGAAAUAAAGCGACGGGUUGCUGCACUGAGUGACGAGGAGAAACAACGACAGUCUCUAGUCAUUUCACAGAAGCUCUUCAGACACCCCAAGUAUGCGUCCUGUAAGCGGAUUGCAGUGUUUCUCAACAUGGAUGAUGAGGUGCGCACUGAGGAAAUCAUCAAAGACGUGUUUAAAUGGGGUAAAAGCUGCUUCAUUCCCAGAUAUAAGAGCAGAAGCAGCCAUAUGGACAUGUUGAAGCUCAGCAGUCUGCAGGACAUAGAGAUGCUUCCUCUAACAUCUUGGAACAUCCGACAGCCUGCUGAAGAGGACAACAGCAGAGAGGAAGCACUGGCUACAGGAGGUCUGGACCUGAUCCUGGUGCCAGGCCUGGGUUUUGACCGGCUGGGGAAACGUUUGGGAAGAGGGAAGGGCUUCUAUGACACCUACUUGGGGCGCUGCAUCAGACAACCCAAGGGAAAGCCCUACACCAUUGCCUUGGCCUUCAAAGAGCAGCUGUGUCAGGAAAUCCCUAUCGACAAUAAUGAUGUGCUUGUAGAUGAAGUACUGUAUGAGGAUGAAGAGUAGAUAAUCAGUCACUAGUCAUGCUUCAGGCAUUCAGAACUGGCUAUAUUUAAAUGGCAAGGUCAGCCAUAGGUUUAUCCUUGUCUUUCCAUUGAAAGAUAAUCAACUCUUUUUCACUGCAGACAGCAGAAAUAGCCACAUGGAACCAAUAAGACUAAUGGUGGUCCAUUGAAAUGGCAUAUUGGACUAUUGCCGGUAUUAUUUCCAUCUGGGGUUUUCCUGCUUUGACUUGAUGAUGUGAGAGCUAUUAAAGGCAGGUUUUGCAAACCGCUAAAUACCUGAAAUGAAGAAUUCACUUACAAAAAAUAUUAAUGGACAGUUAAAUGAAAAUAAGUGUAAAUAAAGUUAUACUGGGAAAUGCA